This is a messenger RNA of Zootoca vivipara (common lizard), 2881 nucleotides long. RefSeq names its product glutamate-cysteine ligase modifier subunit (gene GCLM). Gene Ontology annotation, cellular component: glutamate-cysteine ligase complex. The record is from RefSeq and is a predicted model, not a curated record. Gene Ontology annotation, molecular function: enzyme regulator activity; glutamate-cysteine ligase catalytic subunit binding. Gene Ontology annotation, biological process: glutathione biosynthetic process. Lineage: Eukaryota; Metazoa; Chordata; Lepidosauria; Squamata; Lacertidae.
UUCAUCUGGGAUCAAAGCAGUUGGCCGCCGCCGCUGGGAGGGCCGUUUGCGCUUGCUCCCCGCUGCUCUGUGUGUGUCCGUCCCGAGCCAUGUGACCGGGGACAGUGACAAGGCACUUUUUCCCUCCUGCUGAGUCACCUUCCCUUGUCUGAAGUGGAAAAGGGAGGGAAGGAAGGAGAGAGGCGCCGCAGACUCUGCCCGGGUAGAUUCCCUUCCUCUUUUCCUUCCUUAGGACCCGGCGGCCAGUGGCUUCCAAGCGGGCGGAGAGAGCAGGCUACAAGCGCACAUGGGGACCGAGAGCGGCAGCGCCGGGGUGUUGCUGGGGCAGGCGGGCACCCUCAACCUGCAGACGGGCAACCUGCUCAACUGGGGGCGCCUGAGGAAGAAGUGCCCGGCCACCCCCAGCGAGGAGCUGCGGGAUUGCAUUCAGAAAACCUUAAAUGAGUGGAGUUCAAAGAUCAGCCCAGAUCUAUUGCAGGAGCUGCCCGAAACCCUUGAAUGUACUCUAGCCCAAGCAAUAGAAAAGAUCAAUCCUGAAGAGAGGGAAGAACUGAAAGUUUCAGCAAAAUUGUUUAUCGCAGGAUCAAACACUUCAUCAAUCAGAGAAGCAGUCAGUAUGACAUGUUCUGCCCUUGGUGUCGACCAGUUAGAUUCUGUGAUAAUUGCUCCUCCUCCAACCGAAGACGGAAUUAAUAUUUCCUUAGAAUAUUUACAACCUUACUGGGCAGAGCUUGAAAACUUAGUUCAAAACAAAAAGAUUGUUGCCAUAGGGACUUCUGAUCUAGAUAAAGCACUGUUGGAGCAACUGUUCUUGUGGGCGCAGGUGAAACCAAGCAGUAACCAGGUGAAUCUUGCAUCCUGUUGUGUGAUGCCACCAGAUUUGACUGCAUUUGCUAAAGAGUUUGAUAUCCAGCUUUUGACUCAUAAUGAUCCAAAAGAACUCCUUUCCGAAGCAAGCUUCCAAGAAACACUUCAGGAGAGUAUCUCAGAUUGCCAAGUGCAUGAAUGGACUCCACUGUGGCUUCUGCGAUAUUCAGUCAUUGUUAAGAGCAGAGGAGUCAUCAAAUCCAAAGGCUACAUCUUGCAAGCUAAAAGAAUCCCAGCGUCUUAAGAUGAACCUUGGCAUUAACCUGCUUCUGAAAGACCCUGUCUCUGCUAGAUAAUUGCACCAAGAUGCAAACUGGAAUUUGUAAAGACCAAAAUGUUUUAUUAUCAAGUAGUCAGUGAAGCCCAAAUUACAUACUGUAUUGGAGUAAGAGUCUGAUACCAUAUUUCUCUAUCAAUUUCCUUUCAUUUCAUACAUGUGUGUUUUUUGUUGAGUUCAGCUUGCUCACUUGUGAAAUAUUAUUUUUCAUUAACUGUUCAGGUGAUUUAGAGAUGGUAUAUAAAUAAAAAUAUUUGAAAUAUUUUAAUGACUAAUAUAAAGAGAAUUUGACUAGGUAUAUUUUGAUUGAAAUAUUUCUGUUUGCAAGGAGUAAUGUAAUUUGUUAAACCUUAUUGCUGCUAAGCAGACAGCAGAUUAAAUUUGGGGACACUGGUAGAUAGAGCACUCUGAUUUUAAACCAGAGAUGUAAAAUUCAGUUAUAUGCAAGUAAAUUGUUUAAUAUAUUCAUGAAUAUAUGUGGUUUCCCCACCACUCCAGUCAUAAUACAGUGUAAUACUUUAUUAUGUAACUUUUUUCUUCUAUCAUGCCUAUACUACAUUUCUCUUGAUAUAUGCCCAAGGAUUUGUCAAACUUUGCCUAGUUUCAUUUUGCCAGUCCUAAAGCAUGAUUUAUAUUUUGAGACCCAUAGAAAGAUGAUUGGCUUUAUAUAUAACCGUGGCAUUACGUACAGUAUAGGUCAGGAGUUCCCAAAUUUGAGUCUAGCUGUUUUUGGACUACAGUUCCCAUCAUCUCUGAUCACUGAUCCUGCUACCUAGGGAUGAUGGGAGGAGACCCAAUUCUGUCUGAAAAGCAGGAGACCCAAUUCUGUCUGAAAAUCAGAGCUGUCAUAGUUAAACGAAAAUAAGUUUGGGUUGGUUCCAGACUGAAUAACUGUACACCUGCUGAAAUAAAUGGAAUUUGUUACUCAUGACUGACUUAAAUCCUGAUGAUUUACAGCAGGUCCACUCAAAGCAUAACUAAGGGCUCAUCCACACUUUUGCUUUUCCCACCACUUUAUCCUGGGAAAGCCUAUUCACUGCUGAAUCAGAGCAGAUGUCAAUUGGGUUUUCAAUGGAUUGAAGUUUCCUCUGAUUCAGCGGUAAAGAGCAGAUUUUCCUGGGGAAAGUGGCUGGGCAAAUGGAAAACUACUUACCCGUGCAAAGAAUAGGCAAGCCCUUUGGGUAGCAUCAACCCUUUGUUUUUGUCAACUAGUUUGGUGCAUUCAGUGCUCUGGACUGCUUUUAACCUAUGGAAACUUCUAUAACUAAAGCAGAUUUCUAGUUUUUCAUUUAGUGUACUGUAUAGCCAAAUACAUUUUGGAGGUUUUAUGCCAUUUGAGGAAGGUUAACUUUUGUAUUUGUAUAUGCAUACCUAUUUAAUGCACUAAUGACAGGUUUCAUGAGGGGUGGUAAACUUUUAUCUGAAGUCCAGAGUUUUACAUUCUAAUUAAAAAUAGCAUCAUAAUGGGUAGCUAGGAAGAAUAAAUGCUUUUGUACUGUCUAUCAUAUUCUGUUUACGUACUUUAAUCCAUUCCAGUGGGCAAACUUCUAAAGUUUUUUUAAUAAAGUUUUUGAAUAAGGGGGUUUAAGCAUUUCGUGAUGUUUGGGACCUAAAAUGUUUUAACUAAAGCUUCUCAGACAGGAUUCUGGCAUAAACUUUGAUUUGCAGCAUAAAUAUCCAAAUAAUUCUGGCGAUAUUGCUAAAAAUAGUAUGUACUGAAUUUGCAGGUGGUCUGUU